Aspergillus oryzae RIB40 is the source of this 1500-nucleotide messenger RNA. RefSeq names its product ankyrin repeat domain-containing protein. NCBI's taxonomy places the organism in Eukaryota, Fungi, Ascomycota, Eurotiomycetes, Eurotiales, Aspergillaceae. The coding region runs from base 1 to 1500 and encodes 499 amino acids. The transcript has a single exon. The record is from RefSeq and is a predicted model, not a curated record. Gene Ontology annotation, molecular function: protein binding.
AUGCCGAGACGCAGGGAGAACAUCGAAUGCGUCCAUUGCGGACGCUUCCAUCCACAGUAUUACGGCGCCGCAUUGAAAAAUCAUGCGAGGGUACACCAGGACCGUCGCCAGGCUGUGCAGCGACAACGUGAACCCUCGACAGAAACAGAGGAUGAUUCGGUAUCAAUUCCGCAAGUUGCAGCCUUAGCUGGGCGUGUCCGGCUUCUAAAGGAAGAGCAACUGACUGCUGGGAAUGUGGCACAAAAAGUGCUAGAAGUAUGGGGUCACGAUGACACGAGAAUGGCGUUGUUGCGCCGUCUGAUGACUCCUCAUCUUCCACCUGGGCGUGGAGCAAAUUCGCUAUUGGCGACUGCCAGGAGCGCAAUUCUUACCUUAGUUGGUCCUGUCGUCCGAGCUGGGCUAAUGAGUCCUACGUAUUUCCAGCCUGGGCCGUUGCAAGACCCUACAUGGCCUGAGCAAGAGCCGUCUUCCUACCCCGUACAUUUAUCAUUGGUGAGAACGUCAAUUGGAUUGGCUCUCCUUCGAGAUGAUGUCCGCGCAGUUGAGAUGCUAGUCACGCUUGAAAUGAACCCGAACGGUAUGCUUUUGUGUGGAUACAGCAUUCUGGCUGUGGCGGUCUUAAUAUCGGCGACGGAGGUUCUAGACUACCUCCUAUCCCUCGGAGACGAGAUUCGAAUUGACCAGCAGGCAAAUGCCUACGGUGAGCAAGAGGAAACGGCAAUAUCGCUGGCAUGGAAGGUCGGGAACAAGGACGCUUUCAGGAAGCUCUUAAAACACAAUGGGGGUGAAGCCCCAGGUCGAAGCCUUUUCCUCAUCUGUGCCUAUGAGCAUCAUGAUGCGUUCGACGAGGUGCUGCAACUUGAUUUGGAUGGCCGAGAACUUCUUCGGGCGCAACAUCCGGUAAACCAGGAGACCGUUCUUCAUGCCGCUGUGUUGAACACGGAUCACGCUGUCUUGGACGCAGUACUGCAAUUGGCUGUGCGGGUUGGUGACAGUGAGAAUGACACGUAUCCUCAAUAUCUUCAGCUUCGAAAUAGACAAGGUCAAACGGCUCUGAUGUAUGCGAUCGAGCAUAAGAGAUACAGGGCCGUCGUAAGACUUCUCGAGGACCAAGACAUCGAUCUCAACGAGCGAGCGUGGGGCGGCCAGACCGCGCUAUGGUAUGCCGCCCGCGUUAUGGAUCUAGAGCUGGUCAUUCUACUCCUCGUACUGGGAUGCGAUGCGGGCAACCCUCUUCCUCUUCAGUUUCCGACCAAAGGUACUCCGCUCAAUGCCUUGCUCUAUGCAUAUGAGGAUAUCCUGCAGAGGUACACGCAUGAACUACUGGAGGGUGUGCAGGGAGCACAAAGGAGAUUCAAUGAGGGGAAAGAAGACAUUCUUGAGAUUGCUCAGACGUUACUUGAGUACGGUUGUCAAUCAAAUGUAGGGGAUGAUCGUUGGCGAAUGCCUAUGACCGAAAGACUAGACGCAUUUCCAGAGUGGGAGACGUUGUUCACGUAG